GAAACCUUGCCGAAGCUCCUCCCUAGGAUGUAUCCAAUGCCCUUUCCGUCACCAUCAUGUCGGCGGUCUUCGUGGUGACGUUCUUCGUACCGAUGGGUUGGAAAAAUCAGCUUGGCCACAUCCCCCAGAAGCAGGGCUCGUAGCAAGACCAUGGCGCGGCAGGUCGGCUGUGCGAGAUCACGGGAGAGACCACUCCCGCUUGCCGCUUGCCGCGGGGGUAACAAUGGCGACUCCUGUGGACCUCCAGGCACUACCGCCGCCUACGCUGCCGGUGCUGGUGCCGCCGCUUUCCGCCCGCUUCCCCGCGAGCAAGCUCUCGCGGACAAGCACCCGCUGGCCGUGCCUCGAGUGAAGCAACGCCCUCGGCGAACAUCAACGACGUCGUCAACAACCACAGCAGCAGCCAACACGGCGGCGACUGUACGACGACGGGCGUCGGCGGCUACCAGAAGCUCUUCGGCGCCGGUGCCGACAGCAGCAGCAGCAACAAUCGCUGGUAACGGCAAGUUCGCCACUGUCUUGGGCGACUCCAAGGCCGGCAACAUCGGCGGGACAGACAGCAGCGGCGGCGGCGGCAGCAAGAACAAGGACCCGCUGUUGGAGCUAUGGAUGACGCCGCCGCCGCCGCCGCCGUCAGCUCCCGAGUCGAUCCCCGGCGAGGGCGAGGGCGAGGGCGGGGUGGCUGGCAGCACCACGGCGCACGCGCCGGAGACCCAGCUGGCGGAUGUGAAGGUGGCCGUCGCCGGCCUCUCCGACGACCCUCUGUCGAUGAUGAUGCAAGAGAGGGCGAUGGCGAGAAACAUGUCAAGACACGGGGGCAGCGUGCCCGACAACGAUAUGUUGGACGAUGCCAUCAUGACGCCAGGGUCUCCGGGAUCUGCCGGCACGGCGAGCGUCGUUCUGGGGAACGGCGGCGGCGGCAGCAGCUUGCUCGAGAACUUGGAGCGGGGGUCGUCGCGGUUGUCGGAAUCCGGAGGAGCGGCGGCGACGGGCGGGGCGGCUCGAGGAGGCGUCCCGUCGGAUGGGGCGGCAGGAAAAGAGGGAGAAGGGAGCUGGGGGAAAGCUUGGGAGGCCCACCGUCGCAGCAUGCUGCGAGAGUUUGGUGUGGAUGGCGGGGACAGCGGCGUGGCCAAGGCCGGCGGCCAGACGGCCAGAGCAUCACCCUUGCCGACGUCCUUCGCAUCACGGCUGGAGGAGCUAGAGGGGCCGACGACGGGAGGCGGGGAAAGCGGUUCUGGCGGCGGCGGCGGCAAGAGCGGUGGUGACGGGGGCCGAGGGAAGAAGGCCGGCAAAGGCACGGCCGGGGGUCUGCUCGUCACCCCCGAGGAGUACGUGGCGCACGUAAGCGGGCUCAAGGAGGACUUGGAGGUGGCCUGGUCUAGGGAAGAGAAGGUCGCGGCUCUCAAGGUUACUGUCAAGGUAUGA
This is a messenger RNA of Ectocarpus sp. CCAP 1310/34, 1425 nucleotides long. The record is from the annotation of a GenBank genome assembly. Lineage: Eukaryota; Phaeophyceae; Ectocarpales; Ectocarpaceae.